GUUGGACCCUGGACGCGUCUAGUUCCAUUCCGUACCCAUACAAAAAACGUUACCUUUCCUUUUCGGCCAUGAAUUGGGCCAUCUCGAAUCUAACGGGCGGCAAUCGGGUGAGUCGGGCCAUCCUCGUGCGCUAUUCCUCAGUGCCCUUGGCGGAUGAUGGCAGCACCUCAUCGACGACACCAGCGGCGACCACACCACGCUCAUCCACAUCGCACUCCUCGCUGUCGUCCACGUUUGCAGCCACCUUUGCUCGCCAUGUGCCGCGCCAGCAAAACAACAACAGCAGCGGCAGUGGGAACAACAAUAAUCACAACAAUAACAACAGCACCAGCAAUAAUAAUAAUAGCAACAAUAUCGGCCACAAGGGACAAUCAAAUGUGGCGACCAAUGUGGGCGGCGUUGUGGCAGCUGGGGGCGGGGCAAGUGGAUCUGCCAGCAGCAAUUCAUCCACACAGCUGUCGCUGCCCCUUGAUGUGGAGGAGACGGUCACCUGUUUCUGUCGAAAAGCGCGUCGCAAAGAGCGCGAUGGCGAUCAAAAUUCAACAGAUACCAAAUUGUAUUUGGAGGAGAGCGUCCUAGAACGUAAACUACCUGAAGCUGAUCUCAAAGCCCUUGUCGAUCUUCCAGCUGGCUUGGACUACAACGAAUGGCUGGCCUCACACACUCUGGCUCUCUUCGAGCACGUGAACUUGGUCUAUGGAACUAUUAGUGAAUUUUGUACACAAUCCGGUUGCGCAGACAUGACCGGACCAGGCAACAGAACGUACUUAUGGUUCGAUGAGAAGGGCAAGAAGACGCGGGUUGCGGCGCCGCAGUAUAUUGACUAUGUGAUGACCUUCACACAGAAGACGGUCAGCGAUGAGUCGAUAUUUCCAACCAAAUACGCGAACGAAUUCCCCGGAUCGUUCGAGUCGAUAGCCCGCAAAAUUUUACGCUUGCAAUUUCAUGUGAUAGCGCAUCUGUAUGCGGCGCAUUUCAAAGAAAUCGCGCUGCUCGGCUUGCACACCCAUUUAAAUUUGACGUUUAUGCACCUCACGGCCUUGCAUCGCCGCUUCAAUCUGAUUGACGAGAAGGAGACGGACGUGCUGCGCGAUCUGGAGGUGACGUUGCGUCUCACCGACGACAACAGCGGUCAGGAUGCAGCCACACAAGCAACCGCAGCAACUGCAACAGAUGAGCAACAUCAGCAGCAGCAGCAGCAGCACAACAACAGCAGCAGCAGCAACAAUAGCCACAGCAACAACAGCCACAGCAACUCAUCCGCCGAGGCGGCGCUGCACGUCAAUUCACAACAACAUCAACAGCAGCAGCAGCAGCCACAGAGCAACAACACAACAACAGCAACAGCUGGAGCAGGAACAUCGCUGAUUGAUGGCGAUGCGGCUGCGACGCCAAUUUGUACGCAACCCGAGGCUGGAGCAGCGGGUAAACCGCCGCUGGGCAGCGGUGGAUUGCUUGGCGGGAUACUGGGUGACUUGACCAGCGGUGAAUUUGGUGAUACAACACGGUACUGCACCUCGGCGGUUCCUUUGUCGGCGCCCAGCAGCGAUGCAGCGACAGCAAACGGUGGCGGUGCAUUACAUUUACAUUUUAGCAACAAUAACAGCAACAAUCACAAUUUGAAUCAUCACCAUCACCAUCAUCCACAUCACCAUCACCACCACCAUCAUCAUCAGCAGCAUCUGCAGGGAGCGGCAACAACGCAGCACAGCGGCCUCAUCCAAUGCAAUGCAUCGCCAGGCGUCGUCAAUACCAACAACACCAACAGCAGCAGCACUAGCAACAAUAGCAGCAGCAGCAACACGACAGCAACCACAUAGUGUGACCGCGGCAUCAGCAGCAGCAGCAACAACCACAACAACCAACAACAACAACAAAACAAAAACAAAAGAACAUUAGAAAUAUUAGAAUUACGCAAAAAUGUUAUUUAAUGUUAUUACUUCUAUGAUCCUAAAGUUGAAAAUAUUGUAAAAAUAAACAACAAAAAAAUACACAAAAAAAAAACAAUGCAAAGAAAAUGAAAAGCAACACAAUUAUCGAUAAUCGACUAUCGAUUUACAGUUGAUAGUUGCGUAGUUCCAUAGAGCACACACAACACACAUUGUUCACUUUCUCUCUCCACAGAUAGAAACUAGAGGGAGAGAGUAAGCUUAGACACUGAGACAGACAGACAGAGAAAGAGAGAGAGAGAGAGAGAGAUAGAGAGACGCUAAGCUUUAUAAAGUAUUACCUGCCCCUCAACACCCACUCAAAAAUCCCCAUCACAAAAUACGGUUGAUAGUUAGGCAUAGCCUAAAAGGGCCACAAAUAAACAAAAACAAAAAACAUAAUGAAAAGCACUUGACUAAGAUAUAAUAUACAAAAUUGUUGCAGUACACACAAAGCACGGUCACACUGUCAGCUUCAACAAAACUACAUAGCAAAUAAUCCAAGCAAAACUACUUUGACUAUAUGUAUGCAUCUAUCGCUCUAUCGAUAUCGAUAUAAAUAUUACCUCAGACCUAUUUCAAUGUGCUUCAUCCCAAAAGUAUUUGUCAUUUAUUUUGCAAUUAAAAAAAAACUAAAACACAAAAAAAAAAGAAAUUGAAAACUCUUUGGCCUUAAACUAUUUGUCGUCAAUUUUCGAAAAAGAUUUUCUAAACAAAAAAAAAUAAAGGUUGAGAAUUGUUUAAAUUAGAAGAAAUCCAAAGCUGCGCACAUUUAAAUUAUUAUUUUGACCUGAUAAAGCAGGAAUGAAAUGAAGUACAUUGUGUAUAUAAAUAGUGCUCACUUCUCGUUCUUCUUAUCUGCAAAAUUGUUUAUUAUAUUUAUUUUUUUUGUUGAGGUUAGUUUCAUAUCUGAACAGCUUUUGGCCUUGAACUUAGCCACUUGAACUCUGCGUUAUAUUUGCCUCGCCAACUUCUGCUCUUAACUGCCCCUUUUAUCCUUCACCGAGAAUAUUGCACCAGUUUUUUAGCAUAGCAAAUGUAUGAGAAAACUUAUAUAAAUUAUGUUCAAACUGCAAAUGAAAGUAACGACUUGACAUACCAAAGGCAAUGAAGCUAAUUUACUUUAAACUAAAAAACAAAACAAAAAAUUACACAAAAAAAAAAAGACAAAAACUAAUGGAAACUAUUAAAAAGAAUUAAAUAAAAGUUCAGUGUAUAUUA
Messenger RNA from Drosophila albomicans, 3149 nucleotides. It is a transcript of the gene Mob2, whose product is annotated as MOB kinase activator-like 2. The record is from RefSeq and is a predicted model, not a curated record. Gene Ontology annotation, molecular function: protein kinase activator activity. Lineage: Eukaryota; Metazoa; Arthropoda; Insecta; Diptera; Drosophilidae. Gene Ontology annotation, cellular component: nucleus; cytoplasm. Gene Ontology annotation, biological process: positive regulation of protein phosphorylation; signal transduction.